AUGAUAUUAUUAGGAUUUAAUGGAGGAGGAGAGGGGUGCUUGGAAGAAGAGAGAGAAGCUCUUGUGAAGCUGAAAGAAGCCUUCAAUCACCCACAUGGAUCUUCUCUUCCUUCUUGGAAUAACGUUACCAAUCAUUCUGAUUGCUGCACUUGGGAGCGUGUUCACUGUGACAACUCUACUCACAGAGUGAUAGAGCUUGAUCUGAGUGGCACCAGAGCUGAAGAGUUGGGACACAUCAAAUGGUCACUUAAUGUUUCUUAUUUCCUUCCUUUCCACCAACUUCAAAUUUUAGAUUUGUCUGGGAAUUACUUGUCAGGGCUGUUUGGGGAUAUUAGGCUCGACAAUUUGGAAGAUUUGUCUUUCUCAGUUAAUGAGCUCAAGGAAGCCCCAUCUUUUGAUCUUUCUCAUUCACGCAAUUUGAAGAUGCUGGACCUUUCUUCGAAUUCCUUGGAGGGCACUCUUCCAGAAUCUAUAACGUCUCUUACUUCCCUCGCUGAUUUGUUUUUAGAAGAUAAUAACUUGAAUGGCUCACUACCACAACGAGGAGGCUUGUGCGAUAUGAAGAAUCUUGCAGCAUUGGAUCUUAACUCCAAUAAAUUUGAGGGGCAACUUCCUGCAUGCAUCGGCAAUUUGACGUCUCUACAUAUACUUGCUCUUCGAAAUAAUGGUUUUGAAGGAACCUUUCCUUCCUCGCUAUUUCAGGCUUUAAGAUCCCUAGUCUUAUUUUCUCUGUCUGACGACAAUUUCAAUGGCUCAUUCUCACUCUCUUUGCUUGCCAACCACUCCAACCUCCAAAUCUUUCGUAUGGAAUGCUAUAAUGCAAAUCUCAAGCUUGAAACUGAGAAUCCCCCAUUUAUCCCUUCCUUCCAAUUGAGGGUUUUACGCAUCCACAACUGCACUCUGGUAGCAAACAACAACAAAAUGCCUACCUUUCUUCUUCAUCAAUAUGACUUGCUAAGUCUACAACUUAGCCACUUAAGCAUGACAGGAAUUUUCCCAUCUUGGCUUUUGACAAAUAACACAGAAUUAAAUUAUUUCAGUCUGGCCAACAAUUUGUUCACUGGUCCAUUUGAGCUCAAUUCCACCUCAAAAUUGCUUCAAAUGCAAUUUUUCAAUGUUUCCUCAAAUCCCAUUGAAGAUGAAGUGCCUUCUCACAUUGGCUCCUUUUUUCCCAACUUGAUUUCUCUGGACAUGUCUUCAUGUUCACUGCGAGGUAGCUUCCCAGCUUCAAUAGGUGAAAUGACACAAUUGAAUGAUCUUGACUUGUCACACAAUAAUUUAUCGGGUUACUUGCCCCAAGAAUUCGGUCGUGCUAGCACUGAGUUGAGGUUUGUUCCAACUGGGAUUAUAAAUAGUACUGAAUUGAGAAUGUUGGAUUUAAGCGCCAACCAACUAUCAGGUGAAAUACCUAGUUGGAUUGGAAAUUUUCAACAUAUGAGUUACCUCAUUUUGUCCAAGAAUUCUUUCACAGGUUCACUACCAAAAAGCUUUUGCAACUUAACUAGACUGACUUAUCUAGAGCUUUCUAAAAAUAAAUUCAAUGGCUCUUUGCCAAGUUGUCUCAAUAUGCCGUUGUUGAAGUAUUUGCAUUUGCAAAGCAACCAAUUCACAGGACCUAUACCUUCUACUUUGGCCAACUCCUCCUUAUUGACCUUGGACUUCACGAACAACAAUUUUUCAGGUCAAGUUCCAAGAUUGUUUAGCUUGCUUUUGAAUUUAAGGGUCCUCAUCUUAAAAGAAAACAAAUUUAAUGGUUCUAUUCCUAUUGAUUUAUGUGAGCUCAAGAAGAUAAACAUACUUGAUCUUUCUCAAAAUAAGCUUUCUGGAAGGAUACCCUAUUGCUUGAAUAACGUCGCAUUUGGAAAGAAGAAUGCACCUAGAGAAACCAAUAUAGGAAAUUUUAAUGUGUCCUGGACGACAAGAGGCUUAAGAUAUACAUUGAACGCUCCACCUUAUAAAGUUAGUUUAAGUGAAAGCAAGGAAAUUAUUACAUUGUCUAGAGAUCAAGAAGUCGAUUUUACAACCAAAAGCAGGCAUGAAUCUUACAAAGGAAAUAUUUUGAAUUUCAUGUCAGGACUGGAUCUCUCAGGAAAUCAAUUGACAGGUGAAAUCCCUUCACAAAUUGGAUAUUUAAGCACUAUCCACACUUUAAAUCUGUCAAAGAAUGAUUUGAAAGGACCCAUUCCAGUUUCAUUUUCCAACCUUAAGCAAAUAGAAAGCCUAGAUCUUUCACACAACAAAUCAACAGGCCACAUUCCUGCACAAUUAACGCAACUUUACUUCUUGUCUAUCUUUUCUGUGGCUCAUAAUAAUCUAUCUGGAAGGAUACCUGACAUGAAAAAUCAAUUUUCAACUUUUGAACCAAAUAGUUAUGAAGGGAACCCUUUUCUUUGUGGCCCACCUCUACAGAAAAAUUGCUCGUCUAUUGACAAACUAUUAAGGGGAAACAAGCAACCUCAUCAUUCAGAAGAUGAGGACUUCCAAAAUAUCUUCUUGUGGACUUUUGCUGGAGCAUUUGGGAUUUCAUUUGAGACAAGGUGUUUUUCAACAAAGAUGAAGAAAGUUUUUGAUUAUAUCAAAAAGCAAAAAUCUUUGAGGGAUAGGGUUAAUAGAAUAGGUUUUGGUAAAAGAAGAGGAGAGGAAGUUGUUCAAAACCACAAUAGUGAAGAGGAAGAGGAGGAAGAGUUGGGACAUGAAGACAAAGAAGAGGAAGGAGAAUUGAUAGGAGAUGAAAAGGAAGAUGAAGGGGGAUUUGGGGAAGAUCAAAAGAAAGACGAGGAAGGACAAGCAGAAGGAGAUGAAAAUGAAGAGGAAGGGAAAUCCAGAGAAGAUAAAAAGGAAGAAGAGGAUGGACAAGUAGAAGGUGAUGAAAAUGAAGAGGAAGGAGAAUCGGGUGUACAAGAAAAAGAAGCAGAAAAGAAAAUUAGAAAACAAGAUUCUAAGGGUAAAAUGACACUAAGAAGGUCACAACGACAAAUAAUCAGCACUAUUCAUUCACCCUUUUUGAAUGAUAGAGGGAAGGCAAAAAGAGGAUGUGAAGAAAGAGGAUAA
Prosopis cineraria is the source of this 3051-nucleotide messenger RNA. RefSeq names its product receptor-like protein 9b. Lineage: Eukaryota; Viridiplantae; Streptophyta; Magnoliopsida; Fabales; Fabaceae. The transcript is spliced from 6 exons. Bases 1 to 3051 code for a protein of 1016 amino acids. The record is from RefSeq and is a predicted model, not a curated record. Gene Ontology annotation, molecular function: protein binding.